Messenger RNA from Closterium sp. Naga37s-1, 3762 nucleotides. The record is from the annotation of a GenBank genome assembly. Lineage: Eukaryota; Viridiplantae; Streptophyta; Zygnematophyceae; Desmidiales; Closteriaceae.
GAGGAUUUAAUUCUUCUGCAGCACGUGGCGAAGCACGGGACCCGCAACUGGGGGUCGCUUCAGAUCGGUGGUUUGCUGCCGAUUCGCGAUCAGAAGGCCUGCUGCAACCGAUUUAUCCUUCUGAAAAAGCGUUGCAUCAAGGACAAGCGCAGUCUGUCGCAGCUACUGCAGCGCGCAAAAGACGCCGUCAUUCAUGACGCAGCCAGGAAUGUCAACGCAGCCGCAGCUGGAGCCGCCGGUUCUUCGUUUGUUGUCGGAGCCGCGCAAGCAUCAUCCUUCCACCAUGCUUCUUCGGGAUCGCCGCAUGUCGCGGGUGGUUUCGCCGGAUCGUCCUCAGCCCUUCACGCUGCUGCCGCGGCGCUCAACCCCCUUGAGGUGCUGCCGGCUCUAACUUCGCCCAGCAUCGGCAUCAACAGCCAAUCACGGGGCCAGGCAAGAGAACAGCAGCAGCCACAGCUGCAGUCCGUGCAGCAGGCUCAACAGCAGCAGCAGGUUCAGGAGUUUUCUCAGAGUCUUCCGGUGGACGGGUUGCAGCUGGAUGAGGCGCAACUGGCGUGGCUGAAGCAGGCGCACAUAGAGGCCCAGCGGUUCACGCUCUCUCAAGUGCACGCGAGUAAAGGGGAAGGGCAGGGGCACGGGUUGCAAGGUGGACAGCAGGGAGGGCAGCAGGGGGGACAGCAGGGAGGGGGUAAUAAUGGUGAGGACGUGGGAAGGGGAGGGCAGGGUGCAGGUCAUCAAAGAAGUGAAUGUGCGAACGAUGGGAGGGGGGACGUGGCACAGCAGGAAGAGUCGGGACUGCAAGGCGUGGAUGCACACAAGCAGCAGCAGUUGCAGCAGCAGCAGCAGGGUGCGAGCAUGUCCAUGCAGCUAGCCAACUUGAGGUCGCAGGUGGGUCUCCAGCCGGGGUCGCUGCUCGCCCAAGCGCUCAAGCUCUCCCACCAGCCUUCCUUCGCAGCCGUCUCCAAUCUCCCACUCUUCUCUAAUUUCCGCUCUGCCGCCGCCCCUCACUCCUCCGCGCAACCCACCGAGCCCCAUGCAUCAUCACCCCACGCAGCUACCCUGUCCUCUACCAGCACUGUAGCUGCUGCGGCCGCUGCAGCACCAGCAGGUGCUACAGUGUCAGUGCCCAACUCAUCUAGCCCUGCCUGGAGCGAGCCGGCGUUCCCCACGGUGCAGUCUGGGGAGGUGACGGACCGCUUCUCUUCCUUCAGCGAUUCGCAGUUCGCCUCUGCUGCUGAAAUCGGUGCCACUUCGUCCACCGCUGCUGCUGGCAUGAUGGCGGCUGCUGCACCUGCAGGUCUAAAUGCUGGUCACAGUGGUGCUGUUGGUAGUGGUUCUAGCGGUUUCGGUGGUAGUAAUGUUGGUGGUGGCUUGAGCACUACUAUUCCUGGGGGCAAUGACAGUGGGAAACAAGGGGGCUCAUUCACCACUGUGCUCCGUAUGUCCUCAGCUGCUCUUCAGCACCAGCAACAGCAGCAGAUGCUGCUGCGACAGCAGUGGAGUGGGCAGGCGGGUGGAGGGCAAGAGAGUGCAGCAGCCAGUGCAGAGGCCUCUGUGCAUGUGUGGAGGCCACGGGAAGACACGAGCUGGUUUCAGCAGCUGGGGCAGUCAGGAGCACUUGAUAAGCUUGCUGGAGGCAUCGGUGGAGAGGGUGGAGAGGCUGAAACGUCUGCAGCAGCACCGGCUGCAGGAGGGGGAGCAGGAGCAGAAAAUCACGUGUUUGAAGGGAGGGCUAGUGGGGAACGGGGAGGAGGAAUGCUAUUGCUGGCAGAGCCUGCGUCUGCUGAUGUCAGCAGACUUGACGUACAGAGAGAGCAUCAGCAGCUUCAGUCUGAUGGCAAGAGGCAUGACCAUCUUGCGGAUAGAAGCAAUCCCCCUGUGUUGCAGGAGCAGCAGCAGAAUGAGGCGCGUGGUGUGACUCAUCAACUUGGCCAACAUGCUUCCAUGCUGGGUUUGCAGCAAUCCCGCAGACCAGAUGCAAUCUUGGAAGCCCUCACAUCGGGGUCACAGUCAUGGGUGGGUCAGGCGGGGCGGUGGGUGGAUGAGCAUCAAAUGCAGUGGAGGGCGCAGAAGGCAGGGGAAAAUGCAGCGAUGGGUGUGGGAAUGGCUCAGGCGGAGCAAAAUGCUACACAUGCGGAUAAUCUGGCUGAGGCGGAAAUCCUUCGAGCAUUGCACGCAGAGAUGGAGGACGAUGAGGAGGAAGAGGCGACUCCUGAGACUGAAGAGGUUGAGGGUGACAAUAAUGAAGGCAAAGGCGAAAAGCCCGCAGACGAAACUGCUGAAGGGGGUGAGAUUGAAGAGGAGGAGGAGACAGAGGAAGACCAGCCUUCAGCCUUCGGUACCUGGAAUCUCGGCAGUCUGCUACAAACAAUCGCCACCAAAUCGGAGGAGGUGUUGCGGGAGUACAAGCAGGAGCUGCAGGAGUUCGGCGAGGGGCUCAAGAAGGAGACGGAGGAGCUCGUGGAAACCACUGCCACAACUGUCAGCGACCUGCCUUCCUCGCUCGAGUCCGGCGCCCAAGCGGCUCAGAGCUCACUGGAGGGUGUGGGCCACACAAUCGAGGAGUUCGGUUCGUCUUUAUGGAAAGGCACGACGGAGAUUCUGGCAUCAGUGAAGGAGGCGGUGGCGAUGGUGGAGGAGGAGGUCGCCGCCAACGCUGCUGGCGCCCGCCCCCGCGCGCCCUCUGCUGCUGCUGGACUCGCCUCUGCCAUCCCCAGAGGCAAGUACAGCCGCUAUGAAGCACUGGUGAGCGCCAUGCAGAGGGACAGCAGCACGUACUGUGAUGAGCCAGAGGACACUGAGGACUUUGCCAAGUGGAUUGAAACCUUUGACCUCAAGAACAGGGAGGCAGACGUGGAGGCAGUGCUCAAGGACAACGCGUUCAUGCAGGAGCUGCAGUCACGCAUUGUGCCGUUGAUAGUGGAGAGGGAGACGUUCUGGACGCGCUACUUCUACCGCCUCUACCGCCUGCAGCAGGCCGAGGACGCCCGCGCUGACCUCGUCAAGAGAGCGACGACAUCAGAGGAGGAGGACCUGAGCUGGGAUGUGGAUGACGAUGCAGACGACGCUCAGAGCAGCCCUGCUGCUGCCCACCAUGGCGCCGCGGGUAAAAGUGAUGCUGCUGUUGCGGAUGCAGGUGCCGCUGGAGUUUCUGCAGCGGAUGAUGCUGGUGCUCCUGCUGGUGGUGGUGGUGGUGCUGCUGGCGCUGUUGAUGGCAAUGGCCCUGCUGCCGCCUCGCCUUCUGAUAAACCAGAGGAGGCAACGGCGAAGGUCCCAGCGGAGGAAGAAGCAGCUGCUGGGAUGGAGAAUAGGGCAAAGAGGAGUGGGGAAGCAAAAGACGCAGAAGCAGAGGAGGGUGAGAAGGAGAGAGAUGCAUCGAGUCUAGCUGCAACAUCACUGCAACCAGAACCAAGUAAUCGCAGCAACAGCAGUGACAGCUCAGCAGGCAGUGAGUGGCAAGUUGUGUCUAAAGAUGAUGCUUCUAAGGAGGACGGAUUGAAGGCAUCACAACCCUCUGCUCCUGCUCUUACAACAGCAGCUGAGGCGGCUGCCGCUCCUGCUUCUGACGUGUCAGAACCUGCAGCUCUGGUCUCCCAGCCUGCUGCUGAGCCUACAGUUGCCAGCGGUUCAAAUACAACAAGUGCGGACGGCGAAGGGGCGAAGGAAGAAGGAAACGAUAAAAAGAAUGAGGCAGAGGCGAGGGGAGGGAAGGGCAAGAAGGAAGGUGGAGAUGGAGAGGAGGAUGAGGUAAGCCAGGGAUGA